Camellia sinensis is the source of this 819-nucleotide messenger RNA. RefSeq names its product large ribosomal subunit protein eL36y. Lineage: Eukaryota; Viridiplantae; Streptophyta; Magnoliopsida; Ericales; Theaceae. Gene Ontology annotation, molecular function: structural constituent of ribosome. Gene Ontology annotation, cellular component: ribosome. The record is from RefSeq and is a predicted model, not a curated record. Gene Ontology annotation, biological process: translation.
CGGCCCACACCCGAUUACCGUCUUACGUGUGUCCACAGCACCUAUAACUCUCAAAACACAAACCCUAGUUUCAUCUUACGGCCUCUCUCUCUCUCUCUCUGUUUCUCACAGGAUUAUUCUGAGGAUUUUCCCGGAAAUUCGUCGUCGGAGCUGAUUGGUGAUGGCUCCAAAACAACCUAACACUGGCCUCUUUGUGGGUCUCAACAAAGGACAUGUUGUAACCAAGAAGGAUUUGGCUCCCCGACCUUCUGAUAGAAAGGGGAAAACAAGUAAAAGAGUCCAUUUUGUGAGAACUCUCAUCAGGGAAGUUGCUGGUUUUGCUCCCUACGAGAAGAGGAUCACUGAACUUCUGAAGGUUGGGAAAGACAAGCGUGCCUUGAAAGUGGCGAAGAGAAAGUUGGGCACUCACAAGAGGGCCAAGAAGAAGCGUGAGGAGAUGUCCAAUGUUCUUCGCAAAAUGAGGUCUGCUGGAGGUGGGGAGAAGAAGAAGUGAAUUGUUGGAAGUGAAUCUCUUCUUUUAGAGUUUUAUUAAUUGGCAAAACAGAUUAACAAUUAGUGUUUACUUUGAUUGUGUGUUUGGUAAACUAAGAUUGAAUUUUGAAGCUCUGGAGUUGGAGAAGUGAGUUGCAAGUGAAAUUCCUUUUAGAAUUUUAUUUAUUGGCAAAACAUAUAAGCAAUUAGUGUUUACUUCAUGUGUCCUGUUAUACCAGAGCUUCAAAAUUUGUGAUUUGAGCUGACUGACUGUACGACAAGGGCUCAUUUUUCCCUUUAAUCUCUGAUCUUCAGCAUUUUUAUCUUGGAAUAUUAUUAUUUCACAUA